AUGACAAAGACUAUUGCAGCUGGUAGACAAGCUUUGAAGCUAUUUUCACAAGCUAUGGAUGUAGAUUACCAUCAUUAUGUUUUAUUUAUUAGACUUGCGCAGGAAUAUUUAAAGGCAGCAGAUGGACUUAGGGACAAAAGUUGGAACUUUCUGAAGAUGCACAUGAAUAAACAUGCAUUUGAAGACAUCAAAGCAAAAGGCAUAACCCAGAACUACAAUACAAAACCAAAUGAGCAGUUGCAUGGCCUGCUCAAGGAUUCUUAUCAAUUCCGAACAAACUUCAAACAUGUUGCUGAACAGGACAUAGCAGCUUUUGAUAGUGAGUUAAUGGGUGAUCUCAAAGGGGAUGAAGUUGACUCAAAGAUUACUGGAAUGAGUCAUGUGUCACUAGGCUCAAAGUGUCCUGCAACAUCAUUUCAAGGCCUGGAAGAAUCACGCAAGGAUGAUGCAGCAUUCAUGAUACUUGAGGGUGUAGCACAGCCUGAAGUUAAUGAUGUUGGCUUUGAAGAUGAUAAAUUGGAGGAAGAUGAGUUGGAUGAGGACGAGUUGGACAAAGACAAGGGAGGCAAGAAAAAAUUCCUGGCACCUGACAAGGAGGAACUCAAGUGA
Molecule: messenger RNA, 609 nt
Organism: Serpula lacrymans var. lacrymans S7.9
Lineage: Eukaryota; Fungi; Basidiomycota; Agaricomycetes; Boletales; Serpulaceae
Exons: 3
Coding region: 1-609 (202 amino acids)
Source: RefSeq, a predicted model, not a curated record